Messenger RNA from Triticum urartu, 746 nucleotides. Lineage: Eukaryota; Viridiplantae; Streptophyta; Magnoliopsida; Poales; Poaceae. The record is from RefSeq and is a predicted model, not a curated record.
CUGCAUCGGUGGCUCUACAUCACCUUGGUACAUGGCUGGCAAUAUGGACUACUCUGAUCCACAAGUAUGGGGAGUGGAUUCUCACCCACCUGGUGGUUACCUUAGUUACUUUCAGAACACGGCAGGCCCCACACAACCUAUGCACAAUGGGAGUUCACCGCAACCAGUCAAUGCUGGCGAUGACACAAAUGGUGGUGAUUGUGGAAGGACCGAAAAACGCUUGCUAUGGACAAAACAAGAAGAUCUUCGAUUGGUCAGUGCUUGGUUGAAUAAUUCCAAUGACCCAAUCCAAUCAAACUACAGGAAGAAUGAACAAUAUUGGAAAGAUGUUACUGCUGUCUACAAUAGUACCACCCCAAAAAACAGGGAACGACUAGUCAAGCAAGUGAAAGAUCGCUUUGGGAGAAUUAAGAAAAGGGUUGCAUGGUUUUGCGCGAGUUAUAAGGAGGCUAGUGCUUUGUAUGCUAGUGGUGAAUCUGAUGCAGAUUUAAAGAAGAGGGCAAUGCAAACUUAUGAGGAAGAUCACAAAAAAGAUGGUCCGUUUAUGUUUGAGCAUUGCUGGGAGAUUCUUAAAAAGGAACCAAAAUGGGACGCGUAUUUGGAACGCCUAGAAGGUCUGGAGCCGGACAAGAGGAAGUUUAGUGUUGAUGAUGAAGUAGGGAAGCAUUCCACUAUAGAUGAUGAUGAUGAUGAGGAUGAACGUCCACCGGGUGGCAAGCAAGCUAAGGAGAAGUAGAAACGAAAAA